This is a messenger RNA of Penaeus chinensis, 3976 nucleotides long. RefSeq names its product protein OS-9-like. The coding region runs from base 311 to 2512 and encodes 733 amino acids. Gene Ontology annotation, cellular component: endoplasmic reticulum lumen. The transcript is spliced from 15 exons. The record is from RefSeq and is a predicted model, not a curated record. Gene Ontology annotation, biological process: endoplasmic reticulum unfolded protein response; retrograde protein transport, ER to cytosol. Lineage: Eukaryota; Metazoa; Arthropoda; Malacostraca; Decapoda; Penaeidae.
AGAAAAAAGCCAACUUGGCAACCGGCGCCGCGCAGAACGUCGACGCCAAGACCUCAUUUCUCUCCCUCCAAUUAUGGCAUAAUAUUUCCACAUUCGAAGUCUUUCCCAAACAUAACAUCCCACGUUAAAGACACCAUCAUCCUAUAUCCCUCGUAAAGACACCUAAGCCCGCGAGAACCUCGGAAAAAAGGCCGAAAUAGACCUCUGAGUGUCCCUCUGAGCCAGGCAACCCCAGGAGGCGAGAGGAUCGACGUCGAGGAGCGAGUCGACAGUGUGCAAGUGUGACCAAGGGUGAGGGAUGUGAACCAUCAUGAUUUUCCACAUACUGGUUGUGGUUGGGACGCUCCUGGCCACAGGGAACACCCUCAACACAGUGCUCAAUGUGGAAGAAAUUACGUCCAUCCAUUACGCUGUGGAUAUCAUUGAACAGCCGGUGUCCAGAGAACAGCACCUGGAAGGCGAAGUGAUAAGUGUUGUAAAUAAACAUGGGCAAGAAUUUGUUUGCUCUUUACCCAGCGUCACACCCACAGAUGCAGACAGCAAGAGCGAUGAGAAUAUACUUGAUCAGCUGGUAGAUAUUUCUGGUCUCUUGAAGCCUAUGGAGACAGCACCAUGCUUGAUCAAGACAGUAGAUUGGUGGACUUAUGAAUUCUGUUAUGGUUCUGUGAUCAAGCAGUACCACCUUGAAGAUAACAAGGCUUCAGGACCAAUUCUAAUACUUGGAAAAUAUGAGUCUGAAUACAACUGGAAAAAUAGCUCAGAGACAAAGAAUCGACUGCAGAGAUUCCAUAGUCAGUUUUAUGUAAAUGGCACCAAGUGCGACCUCACUGGAGAACCUCGAAGAACAGAAGUUAGAUUUCACUGUGAAGAUGGUGUUGGUGACUACAUACAAAGAGUAGAUGAACCAGAGUCCUGUCGUUAUGUAGUCACAGUUGCAACUACAAGGGUCUGCCAUCACCCAUACCUGAGACUACAAGCUGUGCGGACUCCCCACGCAAUAACUUGCGCCCCCGUCAUUUCAGAGGAGCAGUACCUUAGAUAUGUAGAUUAUCAAGAAAGAAAAACAAAGGAAGAGGAGAGCUUGAAAGAGAAAUGGUUGAAGCAAAAUGAAGAGCUAACCCAUGAAUCCGAAAUGGGAGAGAGCCAGUCCAUGCUUGAGCCUGUGUCAUCAGACUCCGCAGAUGAUGAUGAGUUGAAGAUGAGUAUUAAGAUUUUCCGCCUGUAUCCUGUCAAGAAACAGAAGAAUGCACAGGCUGCUGAAGCCAAGGAAGAUGUUAUGGGGGUAGAGACACAGAUUACACUUGAGGAAAAUGACUUAGAAAUGAAGGUGGAAGACAUCAACCUGUCAACAGAAACAGAGGCUUCAGGCAAAGGACCAAUAAGCAGCGAAUAUGGGACAGACAUUGACAAAAAUACAGACAUCCCCGAAAGCACAGGCGAAGCAGAGACUAAGGAUUUUUUUUCUGGAGAAGACAAGCUACACAUUAUACAGUAUUCAGAUUCAGAUGUUGAAAAUCCGACUGAGCGUGUAGAUGAGGAUGAGGAUGAUGUUGAUGAUGAGGAUGACAUUGAUGAUGAUAUCGACAGGAAGGAAAAGGUCCUGACACAGGCAUCCAAGUCCACCAAUCGCGAUCAUUUCUCAAAGCUUUUGCGCAGGUUGAAGCAACUAGGAAAUAUGUUCAUGAAUCAGGAGGGUGAGGAAAAUGCAAAACCAGGUAACCAAGACCGAAUAUCGGAGCUGCAGCAUGUAGUUGACAGCAUAAAAGAUGGUCAUAUUAAGCAGUUUGAGCAAGAAGUUAAAGAAUGGACUAAGAAUCUAUUGAAUAAGGACACACUUCCUGAUAUGGAUGAAGAUGACCUUGAGGAAGAGGAGCAGCGUCUGGGAACCUCUUUGUCCUCACUGAUGGAUGCUUUGGACAAGGCAGAGAACAAGUUGUCAAUUGCAAAGAAGGAAAUGGAGACCUUGGAGGAAUUCUUGGACAGUCAACUGAAGGAGAUGGAACACACAGCUACUCAUAACAAGGAAUCAGAGGAGGCAGGCACACAGGACAAGCUUGAAUGGGAAUACCAGGACCCCACAGAAGGGAUGUCCCAGACCCCAGAGAACUUGCAGUCUGAUGUAGAAGAUCCAACUAAGAGUAAAAGUAUAAUGAAGAAUGCUGAUAAAAAGUUGGGAGGCACUCGACAGUUAAAUAUUUUGAAAAACAAGGUUGAUGAUGAAUCCCAAAAGUCCAAAUUAGAACAGACAAUUAAGGAUCGACUACAGAAAUUAGGCCUGGAGAGACUAGGUAGAAAGGUUGAGGUCAAGAUUUUAACACCAAAUUCUUUGGAAGAGGAAGACUCAAAUAACCUCCUCCUGUCACAAGAAGAGACAGAGGCAUUUCAAAAUAUGAUUGUUAAUCUAUUGAGUGCAAAUGCAGAAGAGCUAGAAGAGAGAGAACACCACAGAAAAUUAGAGAAGAACUACGGAUUCAAAUUCAAUGACAAUAAGGAAGCUGAGGAAGAUGAGUGAAUGUGAAUCUCUUGGGAAAUUGUACUUGUAUGAUCUUAUUUAUUUUAAUCUUCUUUUGGGAUCUCUUCAGCUUCUUGAUGUCAUGAUCAUGUAAAUCUUUUCACCUUUUUUAUCAUUGUACAAGGCAUCCAUAUUAGCAUUUAGAUUGUUUUGAUUUUCUUUUUGUACAACUGUAUUUUGUUGAAUUUUCAUGUUAAUCAGAUUAAAAGUCAGUAUUCACAAAAAUGAGAAAGGAAAUUUUUUGAAUGAAUGCAGCAGAAAGAAAUAUGUAUGAAUAAUUUAGGAAACUAUACCAUCUUGCUAUAUAUUGCUUUAUAUUAUUUAGGAAUUUUGUGUUCGUGAAAAUGCAUCUUCAUUAAGCAAAGUCUCUGAAGUAUUUAUUAAGGAUAUUUUUUAUUUUCCAGCCUUAUAUGAAACUUAUAGAUAGCUCAAUAUAUAUUUAUAUGUAGAUGUUUAAACACAUACAGACACAAACAGUCACACACAUACAGAUAUAAAGAUUGAACAUAUGAGCAAUUACAAGCAGACAAAAGAUACACACACACACACCACACAAAGUUUUGUCGUUGCAUUUUGAUGUUUCCCAUUGCAAAUUACUGCACCACUUUACAGAUUAUAUAGAUAUGGAAAAGCAUGUUACCUCAGUCAGAUCAUUCUAAAGUAUAACAUUUUAUACCAGAUCUAUUACAAAUACUAAAAGGAUGAUUUACAGUCCAUUGUGUAAGUUCUAAUUUUUAUUCUAAUAUUAAAUACAGGUAUUAUCACUUGGAUUGUUAAUCCAGAGAUAUCCAUAUGUAUCAUUGCCUUUCCUAUUGUUUUCUGGAAUGAUUUUUCUAGUCAGUGUCUAUCCAAGUAUUAGUUCAUUAAAAGGAGUAUAUGUAUACCUGCAUUAUCAAGGAAUUAAAAGAAAUCAUUAAGUACUUCUAAGAGAUGUUGAUGUGUACAUUGAAGCUCAAUUUGCGAUCACCCAUUCCUUGGUUUGGAUAAUAGCCAAGUGCAUAAGAGCAAUCUGUUUUUAUAUUGGUUGUGUACAGUUAGGUAAUAAUAAUAUCUGUAGUGGAAGUUAUGUAUAUGUAUAUACAGUAUAUAUAUGUAUAUGUUUGUGACUUAGAUGUUGAGAAAGCAAGAAAAGAAUGAAAGUUGUGUAUGCAAGAAAAAUUAAUAAAGCAGAGUAAACAAAAUAGGUGAUAGAGGGUGUUUGUGAUGUAUGUAAAUAAGCAUACAUGUACAUGUGUAAUUGUGUAUAUACAUAUUAUCAUACAGCUCAGAUUUAUGGCCAUAUAAAACAAGCAAUCAUGUUUCCUGCAUAUUAGCAGUCUAAAUGAUCUUACAAACUUUGCUAAAAAAAAACAUUUAUCCAACCUUUUAACACUCAUAAACUAAGGUAAAGAUCACUUUUAUUUGAUGUGUGAAUAUUAAGUGCAAUCUUGUGCAAUAUUCAGAAAAUAAAAUGUGGGUGUUGUA